Molecule: messenger RNA, 3213 nt
Organism: Fusarium vanettenii 77-13-4
Lineage: Eukaryota; Fungi; Ascomycota; Sordariomycetes; Hypocreales; Nectriaceae
Exons: 3
Coding region: 1-3213 (1070 amino acids)
Source: RefSeq, a predicted model, not a curated record
AUGGCGGGCUCAGAAAGCGCCAGUGAGAUAUUCACUCUUGCGUCAGAGUGCAGUAAGCUCUUCCAGGAUUGCGCUCAUACAGGCCCGGAAGAUUCCAAGACACAGAAGGAAGUCGCUUCUUUGUCCAAAGAUUACGAGUCUUGGUGCUUCAAUCUCGGUGUUUUCGCGCCCCCGAACGCCUCUCUUGAUCAGACGCUACGCUAUAGCGAUGAGAUUCGAGGUUUCGUGACGCAGUUCUUAUUAAUGCUUCGCAGAAACCUAGAAUUCAUCAAGAUGCAGGGCCAAUCCAAAGAUUCACUUAGGUCGACAACACCACGGCCAAAUCAGAAUGAAAAUGUUCCCGUGGAGGAACUUGAAGGCACAGUCGAGGAAGCGCUGGAAGCCAUCGUGGCUGUGCUUCAAAGGCUUGAUCGAUUAGGCGCAACCAUUCAAAAGUACUCCGCUUCAAGUCUCAGCAGUAGGCUCAAGAGUUUUGCUGAACAAGAGAAUGAUGAGAAGUACAGGCUUCUAGCCACUAACAUUGUUGCCUUUAAGUAUCCUAUGGCUACACCGUCUCUUCGCACCCAACUCGUGGAAGCCAUGACUGAUCGUCGGCAGAGACUCAGGUACAUCAGACAGCAUCAGCAAAAGACAACCCCUAAGGACCGACAAAGCUCAAAGACGCGAAAGGACCACAAUCCAAACACUUCCAACCACGAACCAAGCGAUUUCGAAUCCGAUCAACCCACGUCAAAGACCCGAGCUGCCACUCUCCAUGACCAGGGAGUCUCUCAGUCGAGUGGCAACACGCCUUCUCAAGACACUGAAACAACUCCGAGCACUGAUUCUUGGACGUUUCUUCCAACCAGUUCCGCUAUGGUGCGCGCGAGAUGCGAUGGGGGCAAGUCGGUCAUUUCCUCCUCGGAAGCGAACACUACACGCAUGGUCGGGGAUUUGAACAACUAUCCUGAGCCGCCCACCCACGAGCAGUGGAAUCAAGAUCCAAAGUGUCCUACUUGCUGGAGACAGCUCAAAGAGUCAGAGCUGGAAGACAAGAAAUGGCGCUUCAGGCGCCAUGUCGACACAGAUUUGGAGCCAUACGUCUGCAUUUCGGAGGACUGCAGAAAGCCACUACAGUUCUUCGCCGACUUGAGCUUAUGGGAGAACCACAUGCGCAAUCAACACUCGACAAAGUGGACACAGUUGGUUCACAAGCCAACUGUUUGGAGAUGUGAUUUUGAACAUGACGAGGAAGAAUUUCGCGACCAAGAGGCCUUCCAAGAGCACAUCUGCAAACAGCACGCCGACUCGGAUGAAGCUGAACGCAAAAUGAUCGCUACGUUAGGCACAGGAGUCGAGGCUAGACCCAAGCAUAUCUGCCCCCUCUGUGGUUACAACCCUACGCUUGUCCAAGACAACCCUUCGGAUUGUCUCUCUGUUACACCACAGAAGAGCGAGAUAGACCAACUUUCCGAGCUGGCCAAGCACAUCGCUGGACACCUCAGAUGUCUGGCAUUUCAUACGUUGGAUCAUCUUGACAGCGACCAAGAGAGCGUAUCCGAGCAAGAGUCGAACACUACCAGCGUCAAGGCCCGAAGCAGAUCCCGUCCUUCCAAUGGGCCCAAGGAUCUGAACGAUGUGUCUACUGGUUUCGAAACCGACGAUGACCCCAGAUCUGCCUCUACUUUCGAUGAGAUCAGAUCGAGCCGAGAGGAGGCCAUGCCUGUCGAUGAAGCGUCGACUCAGAUCGUGUCCUUUCCACCCAAAUUCGACGAACAUUGGGAGGGUAUUAGAAAGACGAACCCUACUGAGGAAGACACAGCUGUACAUCACAUGAUGCUCUACACGCUUUGGGACAGAGCUUACGACAGUCUCAAAAAGAUAAACCCCCUUUUGGUGGAGAGGUACGAGAUGUUGCUCUCCGAGGAGCUUUCCGUAAACCCGGAAGGCGAAUGGAAGCAAAUUUUCAAUGUCUUCCACGGCGUUGAUAUCCACAAACGCCGGACACUACUAAACACGAUUGCCGACGACUUGCUAGAGCAGAUGCGCCACACGUUUCGAUCCAGCAAAGCCACCGAACCUGUCAUACAGGCAGUAGAGUGGCUCUCAACCUCUGCAAUGGGAUUUCCCAAGUCUACUUUGCCACGAGUUGGCUUUUUUCUUGUCUUGAGAUUCCUAGCAAACGUCCAAACCCGAGGAGGAGGCGAUUGGCGAGGAUUUAUCAUUCUUAUGUCUCGAAUGCCUUGGCACUCGGCUCUUGAAUUUCAGCUGAGGAGCUUAAAAUGGUCUUCAACAGAGACUCGUAUCAGGGAGCUGAUUCAACUCGAGCAGAGUUCUUUACAGCUAUGCCAAAAGAUGCUUGAACUUCAGGUCCGAGCUGUGGUUCCUGAUGGCCAACUUGAUGACCUGGAGGAGCUACUAUCUGCGGCCAAGAGCCUAGACAAAGAAGUCAUGGACCAAGCUUCAGCAGCUGGCAUCGGCAUUGAUCUGGCGCCAAUUCAAACCGGGCACCAAUGGACUGCGGCCACAAUGCUGGAGUUGGUGACAGCUCUUGGUCCUGUCCAGGAGAACGUUCGACUUUUGGAUGGUUUGUUCGAGACUGAUCCUCGAAAUGUCAAACGCACCAUUGAAAAGCUCAGUGGCUGGCUACUCAGCGACAGGCUCAGCCGAGUGCUAGACCAUCCAAGCUUCCUUCAAUUUCAGAAUGACCCGCACACUCGACUCUUCUGGAUCCGGGGCCUCCUCGCCACAGGCAAGACGACACUACUUUGUAGCAUGAUCGAUCACCUAUCAGCGAAGUUGACAGUCGUGCCCUACUUCUUUUGUCAGAUCACUAAUCCCAAUCUCAACAACGGAACAGCUGUCUUGCGCGGUCUCCUAUAUAUACUUGCGCGUGCGAGACCAUCUCUGAUCUCCAAAUACAGCCUUCUACAAAAACAGCGAGAAGGACACAUCUCAGCCUGGGAGCCUACCUCUGAACUUUUCGAAACUGUGCUAACAGAUCCCACACUACAGGGGACGGUACUAGUUGUUGACGCUCUGGAUGAGUGUGUAGCGGAUCGAGACUCACUCAUGAAGUUUAUCAAGAGACCUUCACGCGUCAAGUGGAUUGUCUCGAGCCGCAACAUUCCGGACAUCAUAGAAGGAUUGGGUGAUGCAACCAAGGUCACUCUGGAGCUUGAAAGAUGCCAUCUUGGGGGCAUGCGUGGUUUGACGGAAAGGUGGACGAGUUGA